Molecule: messenger RNA, 4473 nt
Organism: Tilletiopsis washingtonensis
Lineage: Eukaryota; Fungi; Basidiomycota; Exobasidiomycetes; Entylomatales
Exons: 2
Coding region: 481-4083 (1200 amino acids)
Source: RefSeq, a predicted model, not a curated record
CCGCUCGCCGCCGCCGCUCCUCGCUCUCGCUCGUCCAGCUGCGCCUUGCUCUCGACCCGCACCACCUCUACCAUUCCCUAGCCAGCGCCGGCUCCGUCUCGCGGGCGGCGCCGUCCACAGACUCCCUCCAGCGCCCGCUGCGCCGCCCCGUCGCCGAGCUUCCGGCGCGCCCCGCCCGUGCGGCGCACUUUACGCUGCUGCGCCGCUGCAGCGGAUCCAUUUGCCUCGUCUCUAGCGCCCCUGUCGUGUGCUGCCGCGCACCCUCCUCUCCUCUCGCUCCACCGCUCCGGGUCCGUCUCGUGCGCCGCCUUCCGCACCGAUCCUGCGGGGGCCCUGCAUUCAAAUUGCCGCCCAGCUGCGCGCACCCCCGUGCCUUGCGCUCCGCAGCCGCACGGCCGUGACUGGGCGCCGCAGCGGCCCGGGCCUGGCCGCUGCACCUCAGCCCCUGCUGGAGCCAGCUCGCGCUGGCCGUCCGGCGCCAUGACGGCCGCCGUCGCACGCGCGCUCCUGCUUCUCUACCUCUCCGCUCCAGCAAUAGCCUCGGGCGUGGCCGACUCGCACGCGCCUCCUCCUAUCUCGCCCGCCGCCGGCGCGGCCUCGACGUCCAGCGGCCCGCUCAGUGCGCUGCUCUCGCCCUCUGGCUCUCGCCUCUACGGCGGUGGCAGCACGCUGCUCUCGCGCCUGCUUCCUCCGCCGGACCAGCCACGGCCGUUCUGGGUGGCCGUGGCGCGCGCUCGCUCGUGGGCCGCCAGUGCCUCGCCGCCGGCGCCGGCUGCGUCCAUGGAGACAGGUGUGCCUCUUGCGGCGCCGGCGCGGAGCUUUGUGCAAGCCUUGCUGCAGUAUGUCGGUCACCUGCUGGGCCUGCUCCUGCGCGGGCUGUGGUACUGGUACAGGGCGAUGUGGAGAACGUGGACCGCAACGAUCCUGCUUGCUGCGCCAGUGACCAUCGUUACGCUCGCAUUCCUCUACAUCUCCGUGUCGGCGGGCUCUUCACGCCAAAUUGACUCGCUCUACGAGUUCAACGAGGGCCUCGCUGAUGUCGACCCUGCCGAGCUGGAGCUCGACUCGGACGAGUACGAGUUUGAGGAGGACUCUGAGGCCGAAGUGCCCGAGGGCUCGACUGCUGGGCGUCCGCUGCGACGAGCAUUCAACCUUGUUGCAUCGCACCGGCGGCAGGGCAGUCGCGACAGCAGCCACGUUGUGCGCAAGCGCAGCAGCCUCGUGCGCAUCACGAGCAAGGACCCGCGCUCGCGCUUGUGCGUCUCCCCGAUCCAACUCGAGCUCGACGAGCGAGGGCGCCGUGCCAAGGCAGAGAUGGGCUCGAUGCACCGGGAUGUGGACGGGACGCCGACGCGCAAGCGUCGCGAGAGCGGCCGUCUCACGUCGCCUGUCCUGUCUGCGCCUUCUGCUGAGGACGGCGGCGCGGCUGCCAGUCUCGACGCUGCUGCGGGCGCUGAGUCUAGUCCUGGCAGCGAACCCGCAGUAGAGGAUGGCGAGUCGGCUUCCCUCUCGUCGCUCUCAUCGGGCUACUCCACAUCGUCCGGCUCCUUCGUCUCCCUGCAGGACGCUGCGAGCACCUUCGAGGAAGUGGCCUUCCGCAGCGCUGCCAUGCGCCUCGUCCGGCGUCCGGCACCUGAGGGUCCGCCUUCCAUCCUCAAGCGUCUGCCCGAGGUGUUCGCCGGCGUGCCGCAGUCCGCCACGGCCACGCCUCCGGGACUCUACCCAUCUAGCCAGGGCUCGUUCAACGCCACGAGCGUUCCGUGGCACCAGCAAGGGUCAAUAAGAAGCAUGGACUCGGCGGCGUGGCCAUUUGACGGCUCCUCUUCGUCAUCGUACGUCGACUCGCCAGCACUCGGUGGCGCCUCGUCCACCACUUCCAGCCUGCCUCCCGGCGCAGCGCAUUCGCAGGACUCGUCGCUUGCUCAGCCGGCAGUGCCACGGCUCGGCAGUAUGACGCCUGCGCAGGUGCGCGCGGCUUGGCCGGGCAGCCGGCGACGCAAGUCGAUCAAGCUCACCGAGCCUGACUGGACGCUUCACGCCGAAGCUCACGACCGUGCGCGCGAGCGACUCGAGACGGCAGCGCAGGUGGCAGCGCACCCGGACCCUGAGAGUCUGAAGUACGUGCCGCCAAGGCGCUUCGAGACCGACGAGCGCUGGGACUCCGGUGCGGCAGGCACGGACGAUGACCGUGCCGAGGGAGAGUUCUGGUUCGAGCGCUUUUGCCAAAGCACGGCGGCCGCUGGACGAGACUGGGACUGGCGCAAGCGACGCGCGAGGCGCGCGGCCGAGCGUGCGCGCAUGCUCGGCGCCAAUGCCUCCACGACCAGUCUGCCGGCGAUGGUCGGCGGUGGAACGCCUGGCGAGGAGAAGCCAGCGCUCGCAAACGGCGUCGGCAGAACCGAUGUUCAGCUGCAGCAGGACCGCCAGGCGCACGCACGGCGCAUGCGCAACCACCAGGAGCAGCUUGCCGGGCCGCUCAUCUCCUUCACGUCCGAGGAGCUGCGUCGGCCCAAUCUGACCGUGGACGUCAGCAAGCGCAUUGACCCGCUGGCGGACGCCGCGCCGGCCUCGCCUCUUGGACGCGCUCUCAAGUCGCUGCGGACGAGCAGCUACAGUGGCGCGAGCCCUUCGCAGAGCGAGAAGCCGGCGUACGGCAGUGCGCUGCUGCAGCACAACGGCUCUGCGCCAAUGUCGCCGCCGACGUACACGCCUGCCCUGAUCCGCGCCGAUAAUGAUCUGUCUGGCAGCGCGCGCAUCCGCCAGAGCAUGGGCAAGGCGCUGCGCAAGUCCUCGGUGAGCAGCAACGCCUCGACGUACGAGUCGUCGCACAAUCGGCAGCGUCGCCACUCCGAGGCCGACAUCCGUCAGUCAGACGCAGCGGACGGCCUUGAUGUGCCUGGACGUGGCAGCAGUCUCUCGGCCGCCAAGCAGCGCAACAAGUACAGCAGCCUGGGCCGCAACGCCGGCGCGCAGCUCAAGGCGGAGCGCGAGCGCAUCGAUUCGAACGCCUCUUGGCUUCUUGCCGAGGCCGCGCUCGUCGCUGCCGACUCGGGCAGCGACGGCGACUCGCCGAUCACUCCGCCACCGCCCGCUCAGCCCCAGCAUCCACUCGAGAAACAGCGGGCCGGAGUGCUUCGCGGCGCCUUUGGCGUGCAAGCGAGCCCGACUGCGCUGGAGCUUCACCCUUGGGAUGGGCACGUCGCGACACUGCCCGCAUCGCAGCAGGCAUGGAGCAGCGCCGAUGCGUACGGCAGUCUGGGCAGCGCGCCGUCUACGCCGUCGCUCUCGCCGCCCGAGAAAGUCACGCAAGGCGCUGGCUUCAGCCCUGCUCCGCCGUCUGCUGGCACCCGUCGCAACGGGUCUAGCAAGCGCACCAGCACGAUCAGCAAUGAUGGCAGUGCGCUCCUAGCACCUCGUACCGCUUCGCUCGGCGUGCAAGCGGCCAACGGUAUCGAUAAGCGGAACAGCCUCCGCCGGCUCGACAGUCCGGCGGACUCCAGCACGGGCAGCAGCAACUCCGGGCCCACUGCGUCGCCAGCGAGCAAGAGACUCAGCGGAACGGCUGCCAGCGUGGCGGACCCGCCGCACAUCGAGAUCCGGCCGCCAGUCGGCAGCCGCAAGGCGAUCCUGUCGGCCUCGUCGACGGCCUCGGGCGACAUGGACCUCGUCGCGCGCACGCGUGGAGCGCGACGGCCGUCGCUGCGCAAGGCCGCCGCCGAAGCCGCCUCGCCUCGUCCGGCACCCAUCAUGCAACCCGAGCCGGCGCCCUUUGCCAUGGCGCAGCGAGCACGCUCGGCGAGCAUCAGCUCGAAGAGCUCCAAGAGCAGCGGCAGCAGCUACCCGCGCUCCGAGAUGGUGUCUCCGCCAACGGCGCUGCCCGGCACACGGUCAGGCCCACCGCGACCGCCUCGAAUGGGCCCAACAAAGGUCAAGGGCCGUGCGGUGCCCGCAGAAGACAUCACGCCGCUCUCGUACACCUCCGACUAUGCCGCACAGUGGCGCCGCCGCUCGGCCGACGCCUCCAUCUCGUCUCCGCCUGCCGAACCCCUGCCUUCCCUGCCCCGCAGCAUGCUCUCUGCCUGAGCUGCACAGCGUUAUUUCCUAGCCUCGUCACAGGUGUCCGAGCGUCACACCCAGGUCCGCAUCGCCUCUAUCCUCCUCCGCCCCUCACUCGUCUGUUCCUUGUGCUCCUACUUCGCAUACCACUCUCCCGCACUCCUUGUGCCCACACUCAUUCGGCUCCGCACUGCUCGGCAUGCGCCUGUCACUGCUCUUCGCAGACGGGCUGCUCUCUCUCCGCAAUACCAAAAUCUGCUCUUCCUGUGACACGGGGUAUCAUUCGUGACCCGCGGGCAGCAUCAGCCGCCACGCCGGGCCUGCUCGCGAUGCCGCGCAAAGAAGGCUCGGAUAGUGGCCUCAUCGACCUCCUGUCCGCUCUCUUGGCACGGCCGCAACACCUGCUCAAAGAGCGCA